UUGAAGCUGGCUUCGCCACGUCAACACGAUAUAACACUGGCUCCACAUAUCAUUAACCGUACAAACGAACAUCUCCAACCAUGCACUAUUCUGAUCAAUGACAUCCAAAAAUGUUCAAUGACUAAGAAACCUGUGCCACUUCCUCCAGUACGGUCAAGCUCUAGCCAGCUGACUUCUAGGGCAGAUAUUGAUCGGAGAAAAAGAUCAAAUUUGGCGCCUUCUGUUAUAACAGGCAGUCCAAACUGUUCCGAGCCCCGGAAUACUCCAUUGAUUAGGGUCAAUUCCGAUAUCGUUGAAACGUCUUCCAAUCACUUAUCACCGAACUAUAGUCGAAAUCCACGAGCACCAAAUAAGCACUUGAAAUCAAAUGGACUAGACAUGAAACCAAGAGACACCAUUGUUAGUUUCGCAGAAGACCCUGUUCCUCCGAGCCACUGUUGUUGCGGAACCAUACGCGUCGAAAGUGGUUGUAAAAUAGUGGCCAUUCUCUCCUUAAUAGGAAUGACAACAAAUGCUAUCCUCUACUUCUUCGGUUUGAGCCGAUUAGGAUUGAGCACAUAUUUGGAGUUAUUCAUUAUCGUUUUCGAUUUCAUAGCAGUUGUUUGCCUGUUUAUGGGUGUGUCAAACAAACGCUCCUCAAUGCUCAAACCUUACUUACUUUUCAUGGCUUUAUGGACCGUCGCUCUCAGUCUUCUAUUCUUAUCUUGUUUAUGGAAUGUUCUACGAAAUAGAGAAUUUCCCCGCAAUCUACUACACAACGUUUACAGCUUAAAAGGUGAUCCCGACCCUCACAGAAUGCGCCAUGUUCGUCACGGAGACGAUGGAGUGCACUUUGUUGUUACGACAGUUCUAAUGGUGGCAUUAGGGCUCGUAAUUUUCAUUGACGGCGUUUUUCUGCACGUUGUUUACCGUGGAUUCCAGUUUUUUGCUUACAAAGAAGAUAAAGAGCGCGAAGAGGAGGAGGGUAAGUCGCCGAGAGCGAAUGGAUCUAGCCCUAUAGCUACUUGA
Molecule: messenger RNA, 1008 nt
Organism: Auanema sp. JU1783
Lineage: Eukaryota; Metazoa; Nematoda; Chromadorea; Rhabditida; Rhabditidae
Source: the annotation of a GenBank genome assembly